CAGCUGUCAGCUGUCUGCGCCGCCGUGACUGUUUGAUCUGUGGUCGUGACGUUCAAGUUUAUUUAAAUAUUUCCCCUUUAAAAAAUAUUUUUAAUCAUUCCUAUUUCGUACAAAAAAUACAUACGAUUUAAGUUUAUAAAAUAAAUACAUAUUUACAUAAAGUGCACGUAAUUAAGGCACAGGCAACGAAUACAUUUUAUCAAAUUAUUGAUUUUUGUACGAGUAUUGUCGCAAGUUUUAUUAUAAACCAUUGUACAAAUUUUUCGCCUGACAGCCAUUUAAAUUAAAUAAAAUCUAAUAUGCCAUCUACGGACGGCACUACAGAAACAUCGCAACUUGUACCUCCGAGCGGCAACGCAAAACCAAGCUAUAUGAAUUUAACUAAUAAUGUAUGCGCAUUAUUAUUUAAUGGCAUUAUUAUUUAUUGUUGUUUUAGAGAUGGAGUAUAUUUAUUCUCCUUUCACCCGAUAUUCAUGUCCAUAGGGUGGCUAAUAUUUAUGUGUACUGCUGUGAAUGCAGUGACACCUGGUGACUUUGCUACCGAGUGGAUGCCCAUCCGUUUACGCAGUGCCAGACAUUGGGUAUUGCAAUUGAUGGCUGUAACAUUUAUUCUAACAGGUUUUAUUAUAAUUCUAACAAAUAAAAUUAUUAAUGAUAAACCUCAUUUUGUAUCUUUACAUGCUAAAUUUGGGCUUGCUGCUAUAAUAUUUGCAUUUUUUACGAGCAUUGGUGGUCUUGGCGCUCUGUAUAGUCUUAAAUUGAAAGAUUUUCUGGCUCCCAUAUAUACUAAAAUAUUGCAUGCAUCUGUAGGCCUCAUAACAUUAUGUUUAGGUGUAAUAACUAUAAUUUUAGGCAACUUUUCAAAAUGGUGGACAUUUGGAGAAUUAUUGAGAUAUACAUGUUUAGUAUUGGUCUUGUUAGUGAUGAUUCUGACAAUUUUGCGACCAACUCUUAAAGUAUAUUUUCGUCUUAAAGAAAGGCUUGGUUAUGCUAAUUAAGUAUUAAUGCACUUGAAAUUAAUUGAGAUAUACAAUGGAUUGGCAUCGGAGUUAAAGAAGAUAAAUUUAAUCUAUCAAUGUUAAACAUUUAAUUACAUUAGUGGAUAUUUCAGAACUAGAACCUAAAAACCUCAGUUUUGUUUUGUUUUUUUUGUUAUUUUUUAAGUUGGAUUACAUGUAAUUUGUUGAUUUUUACAGUAAUUAUACGAUUUCUUUAUAAGAUUUAAUUUAUAUUUUAAUGUGUGUGUUAGCCUUUAAUGGUCACAAAUUUUAAUAUGAUGUAUCACCACAAUAAAAAAAAAGUAAUAUAUAAUGUAAUAAUUAUAUGGGGCUUCUAAUCAUGUAGUAGAUGUGUGUUAAGUAGAAAUCAUAUUAUACUGUUAUUGUCUGAAAUUUGGUAAAAAGAUUUUAUUAAAUAAAUGUAUUAGGUGUAAAUUUAUACACACAUAAUAUUUUUUAUGAAUUUAAAAUAUUGUGUGUUUUUAUUUAUUUUUACUAUCUUUAAA
Molecule: messenger RNA, 1504 nt
Organism: Zerene cesonia (dogface butterfly)
Lineage: Eukaryota; Metazoa; Arthropoda; Insecta; Lepidoptera; Pieridae
Product: cytochrome b561 domain-containing protein 2-like
Exons: 2
Coding region: 300-998 (232 amino acids)
Molecular function (GO): transmembrane monodehydroascorbate reductase activity
Source: RefSeq, a predicted model, not a curated record